Molecule: messenger RNA, 826 nt
Organism: Austrofundulus limnaeus
Lineage: Eukaryota; Metazoa; Chordata; Actinopteri; Cyprinodontiformes; Rivulidae
Gene: ifnphi1
Product: interferon phi 1
Exons: 5
Coding region: 243-791 (182 amino acids)
Biological process (GO): defense response
Cellular component (GO): extracellular region
Molecular function (GO): cytokine receptor binding
Source: RefSeq, a predicted model, not a curated record
GACUUCUUGAAGCGUUUUGUCUGUGUGUCUGCUGUAAACUCAGAGGUUCUGUUCGGACCACGYUGCUCUGCAGAACUCAGGUGUGAGAAGGAAAUAGAAAGUUUCAGGGACUUUUCCUUCCUUCCCAGCAUUCUCUCUCUUUUUUUAUUUCUUUUCAUUAUCCUUUUCACUUUUCAGACUUUCAGGGAUAAAAUGAUGGUCUGCAGUCAGCUCAGCAGAAUGUUAGAGACAAGCUGCUCAUCAUGGUCCGGUCCACCAGCUCCAUCUUCAUCCUCUGCAGUGUCCUCAGCUCAGCGCUGGGCUGUGAUUGGUUCACACGCUACAGCGACCUGAGGAACUCCUCCCGGGUUCUCAUCGAGGUCAUGGGAGGCGAGUUCACACAUGAGGAGUGUCACGAACCUUUUCCUUCCAAACGGUACUCGAGCAUGAGGGAAAGCGAGGUGCAGUCUCAGCUGAUCUUCAUCAGGGACAGCAUGAAGCAGAUUUUCGAUCUGUUUCGCUACAGCAACGUGUCCUCGGCCUCCUGGGACCCCGUGAAGUUCCAGGACUUCCUGGAGACCAUCAACAGGCAGAUCCAGGAGCUCAAUAACUGCAUCUCCAACCCUGAUCAGCAAGCAAGAAGAGGAGUGAAGAAAUACUUCAGAAAUCUGAAGGUAGUCACUCUGUCCCGCACAGGUGAAAGCAGAACAUCCUGGGAAAUACUCCGGAAGGAGACCAAGCUUCACCUGGAUCAACUGGAAAUCCUGGGGAACCAGGCCAAAGACAAAAUGCUAACAGGGGGUGCUAAGUGAUGAGGCAACAUGUCUGAUGAUACACUGGACCAUUU